CCUAGCCCGAGCCGCCUGGGGGACUUGGCGUGGGGCACCUGACCCUUUCCUGCUGCUGGCGCCGUCCCUGCCCACCCCGCUUCCCGCAGUCAGGAGGGCGGCUUCUGCCGGCUCCAGGAUUUAUGGCCUGCAUUAUGUCCGGAGCCAGCAGUCAGCUCGCUCUCUUCCUCCUCGGCUGCUACGUGGCUGCCCGGGGCGUCCUCGCCGGGGAGCACCGCGCUGCUGACCACCACGAGGCUGGCUAUUACCUGGCUGCCGUGUACGAGCACCAGCCCAUCUUGAGUCCAGACCCUCUCGCGCUCACCAGUCGCAAGCAGGCCCUGGAGCUGAUGAACCAGAACCUGGACAUCUACGAGCAGCAAGUGAUGACGGCGGCCCACAAGGGCGUACAGAUCAUAGUGUUUCCGGAAGAUGGCAUUCAUGGGUUUAACUUCACGAGGACCUCCAUUUACCCAUUUCUGGACUUCAUGCCGGACCCCCAGGUGGUCAGGUGGAACCCAUGCCUGGAGCCCCAGCGCUACAACGACACGGAGGUCCUUCGGCGCCUGAGCUGCAUGGCCAUCCAGGGCCGGAUGUUCCUGGUGGCCAACCUCGGGACCAAGCAGCCGUGCGUGCGCGGCGACCCCGGCUGCCCGGCGGACGGGAGAUACCAGUUCAACACGGAUGUGGUGUUCAGCAGCCACGGCACCCUGGUCGCCCGCUACCGGAAGCACAACCUGUACUUCGAGGCAGCUUUCGACAGGCCCGCGGCGGCGGACCGCACGACCUUCGAGACCCCGUUCGCGGGCCGCUUCGGCGUCUUCACCUGCUUCGACAUCCUCUUCUUCGAGCCGGCCGUGCGGCUGCUCCUGGGCGCGCAGGUGAAGCACGUGGCCUACCCGACAGCCUGGAUGAACCAGCUCCCGCUCCUGGCCGCCAUCCAGAUCCAGAGAGCUUUCGCCACGGCCUUCGGCGUCAACGUGCUGGCGGCCAACAUCCACCAGCCGGCCCUGGGGAUGACGGGCAGCGGCAUCCACACCCCGCGCCAGUCCUGGUACCACCACGCCGCGGGUGACCCCGGCGGCCGCCUCCUCGUCGCCCGGGUGGCCGCCAGCCCGCAGGGGCUCGUCGGUGCGGACCCCGCGCCCCGCCAGCUUCUGCAAGCCCCGUGGGGCGAGCUGACCUGCGAGCGGGACCCCCGGGAGGGCCGCUGCGAGGGGGCCCCGACCUUCCACGCCGAGAUGAUGUACGACACUUUCACCCUGGUGCCCGCCCGCGAGGAGGCGGGCUACCUCCGAGUGUGCGCCCACGGCCUGUGCUGUCACCUGCUCUACGAGCGGCCCGCCCCGUCGCCCGAGCUGUACGCCCUGGGGGUCUUCGACGGCCUGCACACAGUGAACGGCGCCUACUACCUCCAGGUGUGCGCCCUGGUCAAGUGCGGGGGCUCGGAGCUCCACACGUGCGGCCAGGAGGUCACGGAGGCCUCGGGGAGCUUCGACUUCGACCUGUGGGGGAACUUCAGUACGGCCUACGUCUUCCCUCUGCUCCUGACCUCGGGGAUGCGCCUGGAGACCCCCGACCAGCUCGGCUGGGACCGGGGCCGCUAUUUCCUGAGGAAGAGACGGCUGUCUUCCGGGCUGGUGACAGCGGCCCUGUACGGCCGGUGGUACGAGAGGGACUAGGGAUGCGGGGCGCCCCUGGUGCGGACGGCCUGGUGGCGGGGCACCAGCGCUGCCUGGCGCCCGGGACCCUGGGGAGACGCGGAACACGCGGCUGCCCUCGUCCUCCUAGGUGUCGGUGAUGGAGACGUUUUCUGGCUUCUCCCGUGCACCUGCGUCUGCCCAACCACACCUUCCUGCAGCAGAUGGCUCAGUACGCAGUUGGCUUUAAGAACUAAAAUGGAAAUAAAUGUCAGUGUAUGUUUUA
Lepus europaeus (European hare) is the source of this 1905-nucleotide messenger RNA. RefSeq names its product biotinidase (gene BTD). Bases 123 to 1661 code for a protein of 512 amino acids. The transcript has 4 exons. NCBI's taxonomy places the organism in Eukaryota, Metazoa, Chordata, Mammalia, Lagomorpha, Leporidae. Gene Ontology annotation, molecular function: hydrolase activity, acting on carbon-nitrogen (but not peptide) bonds, in linear amides. The record is from RefSeq and is a predicted model, not a curated record.